This is a messenger RNA of Drosophila navojoa, 1324 nucleotides long. RefSeq names its product carboxypeptidase B1. NCBI's taxonomy places the organism in Eukaryota, Metazoa, Arthropoda, Insecta, Diptera, Drosophilidae. Gene Ontology annotation, biological process: proteolysis. Gene Ontology annotation, molecular function: metallocarboxypeptidase activity; zinc ion binding. The record is from RefSeq and is a predicted model, not a curated record.
CGACAAGGUGUAAACAUGAAGUUGAUUUUAUUGUUCGCUGUGAGCUCUUAUGCUAUAGCGCUAAGCUAUGCCAAGGAUACUUUCUAUAAUGGCUUUAAGAUGUAUGAGGUCUCCAUGAUGGAUCGGCAAGCUGGACGGCGCUUGGACUAUUCGAUGCUGGAAAAUAAUAAUUCGUACUACGAAGUCUACUCCAGAAAUGGAGCAUCUGCUCAUAUUCUGGUGCAUCCCGAUGCGCAAGCAGAUAUCUUAAAGCUGCUCAAUGCCAAUAUGAUGAACUAUAAAAUUGUUCAUAACGAUGUCGGCUUAUGGCUCCAACGUGAUUUUGAAAUGAAUCAAAAGUUACGCAAUUUGUACCCUUACCAAGGAAAGCUGGGCACAGAGCGGUAUUACUCGCAUGAUGAGAUCAAUCAGUUUAUUGAGGACUUGGCCAAGCAGAAUCCCACGCGAGUUGAGGUCAAGACGGUGGGCAAGUCCUUUGAGGGUCGUUGGUUAAAGACGAUUCGGAUCACCAAUGGAGACGGACGGGCUAACAAGAAUGUCAUACUCGUGGAUGGUGGCUUCCAUGCACGUGAAUGGAUCUCACCGGCUGCCGUGGUUUAUGGCAUUAACGAAUUGGUCAACAACUACGAGGCGCAUGCUCAGCUAUUGCAGGACUACGACUGGGUUAUUCUACCCGUAGUCAAUGCGGAUGGCUAUGAGUAUACACAAAUCUCUCCGGAUACGCGCAUGUGGCGUAAGACUCGUCAGCCAAGCAGUGCAGAUUGCAUUGGCAUCGAUCCCAAUCGUAAUUUUGAUUUUCACUGGAAUGAAACUGGUGCCUCCUCGGAUCCGUGCUCCCAAACUUAUGCGGGACCAAAGGCUUUCUCUGAACCUGAAGCAAUUGUUGUGCGUGAUCUGAUACACAGUCUGGCGGAUCGUGGCAAAAUGUAUUUAACAGUGCAUUCCUAUGGAAAUUAUAUACUCUACCCCUGGGGCUACAUUGACUUACUCCCAGACACCUGGGAGGAUCUGGAUGAGGUUGGACGUGCCGGUGGAGAUGCCAUUAAAGCAGCUACCGGCACCGUUUACAAGGUGGGCUGUUCUACCCAAUUGAUGUAUCCAGCUGCCGGUGCUAGCGAUGAUUAUGCCUUCAAUGCUGGGUUCCCAAUAUCAUUCACCAUGGAACUGCCCGCUGGUGGCGCUAAUUAUUUCGAUCCUCCACCUGCGGAUAUCGAUAGGCUAGUCAAAGAGACCUGGGUGGGUAUUGUGGCAAUGGCUCAGAAGGUGGUUGAAAAGUAUCCACUUAAUUAAAGCUUUUGAGCAAUAAAAAGCAAAAUUAUUACAA